GAGAAAUCAGAGCAUCCUUUUUCUUUAAAGAAGGAAGCUUAUUUUGAGGCCAUAAGGAAGGCACCCAGAGGAAGUGGAGCAGGGCCUUCUGGUUGGCGAUAUGAACAUCUUCGUGGGCUCCUGGAGAAUGAUUUGACUUGUAACUUGUUCUAUGGAGUGUGCUCGCUCAUUGCAGAUGGUAAAGUUCCGGAUUCAGUUCUGCCACUUCUGACAGCAUCUCGACUCAUUGCCUUACCAAAAGCAAAUUCUGAUGUAAGACCCAUUGCCAUCGGUGAAGCUAUCAGGAGAAUUACAGCUAAGGCUCUGUGUAUUCAGCUGAAUGAAUCUUUCUGCUCCUACUUUUCCCCCAUACAACAUGGCAUUGCUACACGUGGUGGGGCAGAGUUAUUGAUACACCACAUUUCGUUUCUCAUGGAGAGCAAUCCCGACUGUUCAGUUCUCUCUACGGAUGUAAAAAACGCCUUUAACUCGGUAUCAAGGGAUAGCAUACUCAAAGAAUCAAAGAAGAACUUUCCUGAAAUCUAUGCCCAUGUGAGACAAAUGUAUGAUAGACCAAGUACUUUGAUAUAUGUCAACGGUCAGGGGACGGUGAAAUUGCAGUCAGAAGAAGGUGUCCAUCAGGGUGACCCCCUUGGACCAGUUUUGUUCUCGGCAGCAUUACACCCCAUUGUAACAGUUAUUCAGAAUAACCACCCGGGCAUUACGCUUUUGGCAUAUCUGGAUGAUGUCUAUGUUCUGGGACCACCAAAAGAUGCUUUAGCAGUUCUUUUGGAUUUGAAGGCAUCCCUUUCUGAGAUCGGUCUAGAAAUCAAAGAUGAAAAAUGCAAAUUGUAUUUUCCCACUGCUCCUGAUAAUUUCAGCGCUGGUGUCCCAGUUAGCAAAGAUGGAAUCGACGUGUUGGGGUCACCUGUAGGCAAUCAUGAUUAUGUUCAGUCUAGGUGCCUGGCUGUGGCUAACAUGGGCAGCUCGUUGUGUUCAAAGCUACUUGAACUUGACGACCCUCAGUGUGGUCUCCUUUUGCUCAGACAUUGUCAUGUCCCCAGGCUGAAUUUUUUGGCUAGGACUGUGCCACCUGACAGGUUACUGCAUGCAGCUGUUUGUCAUGACCACCUUACAAGGGCUACUUUCACUGACAUGGUUGGUUUGAACGAAUUGGAUGACACCGGAUGGAGCCAGGCCACUCUGAAGGUCGGGUUCGGCGGAUUUGGCUUAUCAUCAACUCAGAAGAUGGCUCACCUAGCAUUUCUGGCGUCAUGGGCACACUCUUUGAAAGAACUGCCAUUGAGAUUUCCACCUCUGAAAGAUCGUUUAGAACGGUUUAUUGAAGGUAGCAAUACAGGACAACUUAUUCGUACAUUGGUGGCAAAACUACCACCCAAGUCGGGUGCAGAUGAUGACGAGCAGUUUCACACCUUAGAGCAGAUGACAGAAUACCCUAGAAAAUUGCAACAUCGCCUGACGGUAGACGCUUCUCAUAAACGAUCAGAAGAAGUUAUCAAAAGCAUGAACUCAGAGAGACAUGUUGCAAGGAUCAGGUCCUUACACGGAAAAGGAGCUGGAGCAUGGCUAGAGGUAAUACCAACUUCAGACAAGAACGCACUGAAGCCGAAUGAAUUUCGUGUAGCGUCUUGUAUGAGGUUGGGUGCUGGUUUGCCUUUCAGCCGGCUGCUUAAGACGUGUGACUGUGGAACUGAGCUGGAUCGCGAGGGCUAUCACCUUUUGACAUGUAAAUAUGGAGGUGGACCUGUGUGGACGCAUAACUCCAUAGUGUCUGCAUGGAGUGAUUGCCUAAGCGAUUUACUCAUUCCCCAUCAAAUAGAACCGAGACAGCGAUUUGUAGACAACGAAAACCGGCCUGACAUCACGCUUUACGACACUGACACUGGGAUCACAAAAGAAUGUGAUGUUUCGAUAGCUCACCCUUGGAGCAAAGACAUUAUUAAAGGUGCAGCCAGAGAAGGUGGCCAUGCAGCAGCUAAACGAGAGGCAGCAAAGUCAAAAAAAUACUCAGAGGAAUCGCUUGCGGAUGGAUCGAAGCCUAUAGUUGUCCCACUCGUCUUUGAACACUUCGGCAGGUGGGGCUUAAAGGCUGACGAGCUGAUGAAUGAACUGGGGAAGAAGGCGAGAGGCUUUGAUGGAAGAAGAAUUGCGGUAGAGUUUAAAACCUUCUGGAGGAAAAGACUGUCUAUUACUCUUCAAAAAUGCAACAGCAGAGUGAUUUUGCGGAAGCUGUCAAGGCUUUCUGUGCGCUCAUUAGGAGAUGACAGUGUUUUGGGAGUAGAUAGAGACAUUCAGUGUUUUACUCAUUAGCAAUAGUCUCGGACUACAAGUAGAACAUUUCAUUUUAACAAUAACUGUUUGUAGUAGUGAAGAUUGUUGACAAUAAACUUGAUUCUGUCUGUCUGUCUGUCUGUCUGUCUGU
This is a messenger RNA of Corticium candelabrum, 2422 nucleotides long. RefSeq lists its product as uncharacterized. The record is from RefSeq and is a predicted model, not a curated record. Bases 412 to 2310 code for a protein of 632 amino acids. Lineage: Eukaryota; Metazoa; Porifera; Homoscleromorpha; Homosclerophorida; Plakinidae. The transcript has a single exon.